GCGGGGAGCCCCGCCGCCGCCGCCGCCGCCGCCGCCGCAGCAGCCCGACCCCACGCGCGCCCCUGCGCAGAGGGAAGCCCCGCUGCCCCCCCCGCCCCGCCCCAGGGAGGAAGCCCAGCCAGCGCGCGCUGGGGGGACGCAGGCCGCAGCGAGCAGGGACUGGGGGGGCGGGGAGGGAGGGGCGCCGCAGGGAGCCGCCCGCGAAAGGCGCUCUGCAGCGGCGGGGGGCGGGGGGCUGGCGGCCGGAGGGGCGCCGGCCAAGUCCCGCCGCGGCCCCACCACCUCCCCGCAGGGUGUGGCGUGGUCGUGGCGGGGCAGCGCCGGCUGGCUGGCGGCGGGGGGAGGGAGCCCUCCUGCUCCUGCGCCUGCUCCGGGAGGGGCCUGGUGGGGGCGCCCCGGGGACCCUCCGCUCCCUUGGGAGGAGGUCGCCUGGCCCCUUUCUGACAAGAGUGGGGCGGUCCUCCCCCCACCUCCGCGCAAGCCUCCCCCUGGCCAGUAAGAGAAGCCUUGUGGAGCUUGUGGCCGGAGAGGUGGGGCUGGGCAGUCGUCCGGUGGGGGGGCCUGCGGCAGUGGCCAGUCUGAGCCAAGGCCUGCUUGCCCAGGGCCAGUGCCAGGCUCUACAGGAGCCCCCCCCCCAGUAAUGCUGGCCCAUGGAUUCCUAUCUCCUUGGAGCUGCGGCAGCAGCCAUGAAUGGGGGGGGGGCAGUUUAGGUGCCUCACUUGCCCUCCAAGGAACCCGGGACUGUGUAGGAGCCCCCUUUGGCUUUGGCUUUACGAUCACCCUGCGAGAAAGUGGCUAGCCCCCACCCCCCCAGCAAGAUGAAUCCCUGAACAGGGAUUUGAACCCAGGUCUCUCGGGUCUUCAGCAUCCAGCUCUACCCACAAUGCCAUGCUGCUGGCUCACCCAAGCACUCCCAUCCAGUCACUUCCUGGGUGGGCUGACCCACCCACUGCCCCCCCUUCUGCUUGCUCCCUAGCAGAGGCUGCAGGGGCCGCCCAUCCUGCCUCGCCAGUCACUCGUCUCUGUCUGAAGUGGGCUCCCUCCUUCCAGGCGCUGGAGGAGGACCGUGCCCCGCAGCCACCACAGAGAGGGCCCUGCCUUGCGGGCAUGGCUGGAGAAGGGGUGGAGUGGACAGUCGUGGUCCUGACCUGCCAGCACAAGGACAGCGUCUUCGCCUUCCACAGAGAGCUUGAGAUCCGCCGCGACCGGGGCGCCCUGGGCCGGCAGCCCGUCUUGCUCACCGUCGAGGACCCCAAGGCCAACGUGGGCAGUGGAGGCGCCACCCUCAACGCGCUCCUGGUGGCAGCUGAGCACCUGAGCGCCCGGACAGGGUGCACGGUGGUCACUUCUGACGUCCUGCAAAGGGCCUGGAUCCUCAUCCUGCACAUGGGCCGGGACUUCCUGUUUGAUGACUGUGGCCGAGCCUUCACCUGCCUCCCCCUCGAGGAUCCCGCUGCCCCCGCCGAGGCGCUCACCUGCAACCUGGACAGCCUGUUGAGCACCUUGACGCGCCAGGUCUGCAGAGGCUCCCCGCCGGGCGUGUGGGUUUGCAGCACGGAUAUGCUUCUCUCCGUCCCGGAGACGGCCGAGAUGGAUUGGCACGGCUUCCGGGGGGCCCGGGUCCUCGCUGUGCCCGCAAGCAUCUCCUACGCCAGGCAACAUGGCGUCUACCUUGCUGAUGCUCAGGGGGUUGUGCAAGACAUUCUCUACCAGAGCCCGGAAGCCCAGAUCCAGCCCUGCGUUGGACCCGAUGGGAAAGUCCCCCUGGUGUGCGGGGUCGUCUUCUUCUCCUCCGAAGCAGCAGAGCAGCUUCUGGCCACCCACGUCACCCCCCCGCUGGAUGCCUGCACCUACCUGGGGCUGGACUCGGGGGCCCUCCCCAUUCAGCUCUCUCUCUUCUUCGACAUCCUGCUGAGCAUGGCCCGGGGGGUGACUGAAGAAGCCUUUGUGACGGGCCGGAGCCCAGGGGCGGCCAGCGGAGAUGGUCAGAGCGUGGCGGCAGCGGCAGCUUCCAGGAGUGCCCGAUCCGUGCUGUGGAAGGCUCUCCACGCAGUGCCGCUCACAAUGGCGUACAUUCCGGACGGUUGCUAUGACUACCUGACCCUGUCUGCCCGUGACCACAUCCGCCACUUGACGCCCCCCAGUGGGGGCACGGCCGGCAGCAGCUCCUUCCGCCAAGUGGCGCAUUCCUGCGUGGCCGAGCCGCAGCUCUUGGAGGAGGGCUGCUCGGUCACCAACAGCCUGCUGGAGGGAGCCGUGGAGGUGGGCCCUGGGAGCGUCAUCCAGCACUGCUGCUUGGAGGGCCCCCUGCAGAUCCGCUCAGGCUGCUUCAUCACGGGGCUGGACGCGGCGUCUUCCGUGGCCCUCCGGAGCCGCCCCCUCCAGGACGUGGUCCUUCAGGGACAUGCUGUCCGGCUGAGAGACAUUCCGAGCAGGGUCUUCACCCUGAGUGGGUGUCACGACAACUGGCAGAGUCCGGCAGAGGACAGCGGCACCUACCUGAAUGUGCCGUGGGCCGCGUUUUUCCUCAGGACAGGAAUACGGAGCCAUGACCUUUGGGGCCCGGACGCCCCUGCCGAGAGCCGCUGCCUGCUGACCGCCCGGCUCUUCCCGGUGCUCCACGCGUCUGAGCCGCUGGCCGUGGAGGAUGUCCUGUGGCUGCUGGGCUCCCCGGGGGCCGGACGGCUGCCGCGCUGGCGGGCGUCCUGGCGCAUGUCCUGGGAGGAGCUGAGCGGGUGCCUGGACCAGGGGGCAGAGCUCUCGUCCCGCAAGGCCCUCUUCUUCCUGCAGGCCCAGCGCAAGGUCCGGCGGGUGCUGGGGGGCCACAGCAGCUGCAGCCUGCUGCCCCUGAUCCGCUCGGCCGUCAUGGAAGGCUACCAGGGGGCCCUGCUGGACACCUUGGAUCAGGUGGCUUCCACCGCCAGGGACCCCGGAGUGGCUGCCCGGGCCUUGGCCUGCAUCGCCGACACCCUGGGCUGCAUGGCCAGGGGCGAAGGGGGCUUGCGGAGUGGCCCCGCGGCCAACAGGGCUUGGGCCCCGGCCUUCCAGCUCCUCGAGAGGGGGAAGCUCCCUGAGGGCGUGGCGGAGCUGGCCAAGGAGAGGCAGAAGUGGCUGAGCAGGCCGGUCCUGCUGGUGCGGGCGGCUCGCCACUACGAGGGGGCCGAGCAGAUCCUGGUCCGCCAGGCGGUGAUGUCCUCCUGCCAGUUCGUCGCCCUCCGGCCGGCAGAGCUGCCUCCCCUGGGCCACUGGGUGGUGGUGGAGUGUCCCGCCCGCAUCGACCUCUCCGGGGGCUGGAGCGACACCCCCCCCAUCACCUACGAGCACGGAGGCGCCGUGGUGGAUCUGGCCGUCCUGGUGGAUGGCCGCCGGCCGAUUGGCGCCCAGGCCCGGCGCAUCGCGGAGCCAGAGCUGCGGCUGGUGAGCACCAGUGGAGGGCUGGAAGGAGAGCUGGUGGUGGAGCUCCAGUGCCGGGAGCUGGAGGACCUGCGGGAUUACUGCCAGCCUCACGCCCCAGGAGCCCUGCUGAAGGCGGCCUGCGUCUGCACCCAAGUGGUCGACCUGCCUUCCCAGAGGAGCCUGCGGGAGCAGCUGGCAGAGCGCUGGGGAGGCGGCCUGGAGCUCCACACCUGGUCGCGCCUGCCUCACGGAUCGGGGCUGGGCACCAGCAGCAUCCUGGCGGGGGCCGUGAUGGCGGCCUUGUACCGGGUGUCGGGGCGCUCCUGCAGCACCGGGUCUCUCAUUCACGCCGUGCUGCACCUGGAGCAGGUGCUCACCACCGGCGGCGGAUGGCAGGACCAGGUGGGCGGGCUGGUGCCGGGCCUGAAGGUGGGGCGCUCCGAGGCGCAGCUGCCCUUGAAGGUGGAGGUGGAGCAGAUUCGCCUCCCGGAGAGCUUCAGGCACACCCUGGACCAGCACCUGCUCCUGGUGUACACAGGGAAGACCCGCCUCGCCCGCAACCUGCUUCAGGACGUCCUACGGAACUGGUACGCCCGGCUCCCCUCCAUUGUAGAGAAUGCCAGUGCUCUGGUCAGCAAUGCCGAGGUGUGCGCCCGGGCCCUGCAACAAGGCGACCUGCCUCUCGUGGGGGAGUGCAUGGACCGUUACUGGCGGCAGAAGAAGAAGAUGGCGCCCGGCUGCGAGCCCAGGGCCGUCCGGCGCAUGAUGGAGGCGCUGCAGCCUCAUGUCUAUGGGCAGAGUCUGGCUGGCGCCGGCGGAGGCGGCUUCCUCUGCGUCUUGACGAAGGAGCCCAGGAGGCAGGAGGCCGUGCGGAGGGUCCUGGCCGGGAUGGAGGGCCUGGGGGACUUCAGCAUCCACACAGUGCAGGUGGACACAGCUGGCUUCCAGAUGCAGCUGCAGGGAGAGGAGGCCUUGCAGGGCUGAAGCAGGAGCCGGAGGACCACAGGAGGAGGGCAGGUCCGAACAGCCCUCUCCGCAGCUGCCCUCUCCCCCUGCCCUUUGGCCUCACACCGCAAGGCCUCGCCCAGGAGGACAGCUGGUCCCUCCGGGGGAUUCUACCAGCGGG
Hemicordylus capensis (graceful crag lizard) is the source of this 4522-nucleotide messenger RNA. It is a transcript of the gene FCSK, whose product is annotated as fucose kinase. The record is from RefSeq and is a predicted model, not a curated record. The coding region runs from base 889 to 4380 and encodes 1163 amino acids. Gene Ontology annotation, molecular function: fucokinase activity; ATP binding. The transcript has 23 exons. Lineage: Eukaryota; Metazoa; Chordata; Lepidosauria; Squamata; Cordylidae. Gene Ontology annotation, biological process: GDP-L-fucose salvage.